AUGGAGACACAGACCAGAACACGACUGAAACUAGAGCCAGUGCGGACUGAAACAUUGCGGUAUGGAUUGCCUGCAAGUACAAUACCCGCUCCUCGUUCUCCGCGUCGUCGUCCGUCUAUCUUCGAGCCACCACUGAAGCCCCAUGGUCUCCCAAGUCCUCUCCAUCUGAUCACGCCAGGGCUGGACCAGGGGAUGAGGCGGCACGAGCGAGCAAUGUUGGACAGUUUUGACCAGCGAAGACCGUCUCAGGCUCGUAGAGACUCCGCCCAGCUGCUGCCUUCAAUCCCCGAGCAAAGUCCACCAUCACGAGAGCGCCCGUAUAACGGCUGCUCACCGCCUCCCACCUUGGCAGCACGGACUCGCCAUCACCUCCUUUACGGGGCCCCCGAUUCACAACUUUCACCUGUUAGCACUCCUGCGAGUAUGGGGCGCCGCCAGUCGAUGCCCACGGGUUUGUCGUCGGCGUUACCAACGUCAAUACCUUCAGCAGCGUUGCCAUCACCGAUUCGGGUCGUGCGUCAGCAGGAUGGUAUAGGUCGACAGAAGGCCCAGGAGAUCUAUGGACAGCAUAUCUUCCAAGGGUGUUUGGUGAAAGCAGUCGAUCUCCGGAAAUUCAGCGAGAGCUCAGCAAGCGGCGAUAGUCCAGCUCCCCGAGAGCUGGCGAUGGACAAGAUGGGCCAGAAACUCAAAUACAGUGCGAUGGCAUGGUCGCCGGACAAACCUAAAGGCCGUUCCUUUUUCAAGUACCUUGACCCUGCUGAGCUGAGAGGGAGCAUUCCGACAGAUGCCCCUGAGCCAUCAGAUGUAUCCAGGCAUGCGACAGAUCACAUGAGUCCGAGGAGAGCUUCUCUAAGUACCACCAAGGAGCGUCGUUUGGAUAAGGAGCAUCGUCGAUUGUCCGCCCCAAUAUUAUCAGCAGACCGAUGGUGCGAAAUGGCACUACCAGUUCUUACUAAUCUCCUCGUAGACUAUGAACUAGCACGCUAUUUCUUCCCGCUCAUCGCUCUAUAUUUGCAUAGCAAGACCGUUGAACCUGGUGACAUUUUGGAACUACCAAUGCCUCACCCAAAGGCGUGGUACCAAACCUUCCGCUACGCUUGCACUGAGCAGGGAGAGUUAACCGAUGCUAUCAAGGAGAACAUCACAUACUUAGGAGGGAAGGCGUGA
This is a messenger RNA of Sordaria macrospora k-hell, 1167 nucleotides long. RefSeq lists its product as uncharacterized. Lineage: Eukaryota; Fungi; Ascomycota; Sordariomycetes; Sordariales; Sordariaceae. The record is from RefSeq and is a predicted model, not a curated record.